ACCACAAAGUUUAGGGAUCCAGCUACCGGCCUCUAAAAAUCGGCGAUGGUGGCCCGUCGGUCGGUCACUCGAGAGAGGAGAAACUCGAUAGAUGGAGUGGAUGGUUCCAUUGCGGCUUCUCGUUCCAUUUCUUGGUCAUCUUCUUUUAAUCUCUCAUCUUGCUCCGUCGAUCUCUGCCGAUCCUUCUUCUCAUGGGUGCUACUGGACUGAAUCAUGUCAAAACAAAUGGCUUGGAGGAUGUGGUGCAGGUUAUGCCAUAGCUGAUCAAUCGGACAACUGCAAUGGUCUUUGUGAAGAGUCCAGUUACCCACCAUGCCUUCCUUUCCAUACCCAUUUCCAUUGUUGCAAACCAGAAAGUCCAAGGGUAACAAAUAGGUGUGCGAGAUGCCAGAUCAAGUUGGACUUUGGCGAUGAGUACAUAUGUUGCACUGAUUGCUCAGAUCCUUACCUAAUUGACAAGAGUAGCAAAUUGGGUUAUUGUAAGAGUGGUGCAGAGUUGACCAAGCAGUUAAAACCACAAGAAAUUUUCAAGUGGGUUGCUGGACCAUGGAUGAAAUGCUCUUCUCCUUGUGAUGGUGGAGUUCGUUAUCGAGAUGUGGGUUGUUUUGGAAGCAAUGAUUAUGAUGCAUCCAUCAAACACUAUCCAGUAGAUGAUAGCAGAUGUUCUGCAGAAGAAAUGGACACUGAAUUCCAUAAGGUUUCCAUAAGGGUGUAUAAUUCAUGGUUCCUCUUUUUUAGCCUGCUAGACAGGAACCUUGCAAUCUGCAUAGCUGUGCAGACUUCGGCAUCAGUGAUUCAAAUAAUGGCGAGCAAAGGGGGAUGUCCAGAUGGUUGGUUGUAUUAUUUGUUCUUCUUGGACUUCUUUCCAUUGGAGGGCUUGGCUUUGCAGCCUACACUUGUUACAAGCGGAGAACCUCAACCCCAAGCGGCUUUGUAUAUAUCAUGCUUGAAGGAUAUUCUUGAAAGUUUGUUUCAUUUCUGCUCAAGAGGAGUAGGCAUUGUUUGUUCUUUGUUGUGUCAUAUUUGGAGGAUGCAUGUGUAAGUGGUGACAAGCUGGAGUAUGUGCAUGUUUGUGAAAAGUUUGAUUCUCAUAUCCUAGCUCUUACGUCUUAUCAAGCUGUACGAUGGCUCCAUUCUUCUUCUUCUUCUUCUUCUUCUUUUUUCACUUUUUUAUUUCAAAGAACUUGGAAAGGGUAUACCAUAAAGAGAAGACGGCUUGUUAAGUCCGUCUCUUCAUUUAGGCGGUUGACUCGAAGGGCAUAUUUACUGCUACCAGCAGUCUAGCCCGACUGAUGCUCCAGCCAACAGGGUAUGUGCUGAUCUUUUUUAUCUUUUGCUAAUACUGUUUUAACAAUCACCCUAAUCCUCGUUUGAGAAAUCGAAUCUUGUAGUGCUUUCAUCUAUAGCAGGCUCUUGUUUAAGUUGUAAUUGUUCAUCUAUCUGGAGAAAGUCUCAUCCUUUCAAUAACUGGAGCAUGUCAUGUUAUGAUCAUGACUGGAAUUGUCUGGUGCUCAAGAAUACAACAAUCUGCUCUCAGUCAAUGAGAAAGAGUUGCUGUGGCUAUUGUAGUUCACUGCUGCCUUUGCAUGGCGGCCAAGCUGACCGGCUGAUCUCUAAAAUCGAGCAUUUAUAUCAUAUCCAUUCAUGGCCUGUUUGGAUGGACUAUAUUAUCCGGCUGGAGCUGUGGUAAAGAGUUGAGACAAAACUGAUCUGCUAGAGUAUGUUUUGAGAUUCAUCAACGGCCGUUGAAUCUACCGUCUCUAAAACUUUCAACCGUCUCUAAAACUUUACAGGCGGGGUUCACUUUCCAUCGGCUAUGAUGAUGAUGUGGAAGAAAGAACGACAGCCGUUCCAACCCACGUGGACAGAACGAGUAAGCACAUCAGAUGCAGCGGCUCCGGCGGGAAUUUAGGCGAUGGACCAGCCGCCGUCCGUGACUGAUGUAUGUUCUUGUGUGCGGCUGUAAUACAAAUGGAAAAGUCUACAGAAUUUCACGUGGAGCCUGGACCUUUUAUUUGUCAUCUUUGAUCGUGACAAUGACAGAGUGAUGCACAGCGCACAUGAGAAUCCUAUGGAUGGAGUCAAACCAUACACCCUGCACCACCUAUCUUCUUAAACAUUGCACCAAGCACUGUAUAUAAUAUAGAAAAAUAUAUAAAAUUUAUU
Molecule: messenger RNA, 2166 nt
Organism: Elaeis guineensis (African oil palm)
Lineage: Eukaryota; Viridiplantae; Streptophyta; Magnoliopsida; Arecales; Arecaceae
Source: RefSeq, a predicted model, not a curated record